Messenger RNA from Penicillium macrosclerotiorum, 1047 nucleotides. RefSeq lists its product as uncharacterized. The transcript is spliced from 5 exons. Bases 1 to 1047 code for a protein of 348 amino acids. NCBI's taxonomy places the organism in Eukaryota, Fungi, Ascomycota, Eurotiomycetes, Eurotiales, Aspergillaceae. The record is from RefSeq and is a predicted model, not a curated record.
AUGGGAGAAAACUUGACCGCUGAGAGCUUCGCCGAGUUUGGCAUUGGAUUCUUGUUCCUUACAGUGCGGCUCAUUGCUCGGCUGCAUAUGGGAGGCAUUCGUGGGUUGCGGUUGGAUGAUGCCUUUGCGGUUGCGGCCAUGGUCUUUUGGACCAUGCAAACAAUCAAUAUCUAUUUGCUAGAAUUGUUUGGCAACAACAUUGGCCUCACUGCAGUCACUGCCAUGGAAGUCCCCGACUCCAAGGUACCAAAAAUGAUUCUGGGUUCCAAAUUGGCCUUUAUGAACUGGAUCUGGUACAUGUCAUACAUUUGGUGCUUGAAGGGCGUCAUGUUGUGUCUUUACUGGAAGCUCACUCCCUCACAGUCAAUGACAGACUACUGCACCCUGAGACAACCACUAUACGUCGUCAAUGCCACGCUCAACGUCCUAUCCGAUUGCUGCAUCUUAGUGAUUCCGAUACCUGUGCUCGCCAAGCUCCAGGUACCCCUCCAACGCAAGAUGAUCCUGGUGGUAAUGUUCUCCUCGGGCAUAUUCAUCAUGAUCUGCACCAUCCUGCGCGCCUUCUACUCCCUCAGAGAUAUCAGCGAUCUUUCCACUGCCCUCGGCUGGGCCGAUCGCGAGUGCUUUGUCGCCGCCAUCGUUGUCUCCUUGCCCGGUAUCAAGCCACUCUUCCGCAACACUCGCUGGCUGGGCUCCUCAAACCGCAAGACCUCCAAGAACCCGUACUACAAUAGCGAGGGCUACAAUAACUUCGGAUCGAGGGCAUCCGGGAAGACCAAGACCUUCAUCUCCUCGCGCCGCAGCGGCAGCCACGGCAACCACUACGAACUGGACACCGUCUUGCGCACCGAGAAAGGGAGCCGUGUGUCGUCCGGCGAUAGCGAGGAGUAUAUCCUGGAGAGCGCGAAAGGCGCGCAGAUCGCGUCGAGUCCGGCGCAGAGGGAGAGUAGCCCGCGCGAUGGGCUUGCCAUCCAUGUCACGACGGAGUACUCGCUGGAGUCGGAACAGGGCGAGGCGAGUCGGGCAUCAAGGUCUCCUGGAAUGUAG